AUGAGGGACUGGAUUGCUUUGCGAGAGGAGAGAGGGAUUUACCACCAGCUGGUAAAGGAACUGGAAACAGGAGAUCGUGUUGCGUAAAAAGAAUUUUUUCGCACGACCAAACGGCAGUUUUGUUUUCUGGUGGAAAAAGUAUCGCCUCUCAUCGAGAAAAAACAGCAGCCUUCGCCAAUCAAUUCCGUACGAAGUACCAUAAAGCCAGACGAACGCCUCGCUGUUACAUUACGCUAUUUAGCAACUGGAGAAAGCUUUCACUCACUUGAGUACUCGUUCCGCAUUUCGCGACAAUCGAUUUCGUCAAUCGUCUAUGAAACAAGUCGUGCCCUUUAUCAAGUAUUGGCGCCCGAAUUUCUAAAAGUUCCGAGCACGGAAAGAGAGUGGCAGAUAUUGGCCGACAAAUUCGAGUCCAGGUGGAAUUUUCCUCAUGGCAUUGGUGCAAUUGACGGGAAACGGGUGAUCAUCCAGCAACCACCCAACUCGGGCUCCCAUUUUUAUGAUUACAAA
Molecule: messenger RNA, 510 nt
Organism: Porites lobata
Lineage: Eukaryota; Metazoa; Cnidaria; Anthozoa; Scleractinia; Poritidae
Source: the annotation of a GenBank genome assembly